CACCGAGCAGCAGAGAAAAUUGUGAAAUUUUUCAACUGUGGGAUCCGCACAAUUCCCUCUCUCCUGUUCCAACCCGCAUUUCUUUCCCCACUCCAUUAAAAUUGCAAUUCGGAUCCGUAGAAAUUGUCGCAGAGUAAUUUUUCCUGAUGGAUGCAUGUACAGUAUGCACGACGCGAACGAAACCAGCAGAAUCAUGAGACUCUGAAGCCAGGAACGAUUUGACGCUGGCUUUUCCCCAUCCAGUCUUUCUCUCCACCAUCUUCCCCCGGUCCUGGUCUUCCCCCACCCAAUGAAGUACGCUGUGGACGAUCUGAAUGUGUCGCAUUCCGUGGAGACCAGCUUCUCCGACGGCAGCAGCAGCAGCAGUAGCCAGGAUCCCAGUACUGGCCACGCUGCCUCCAAAUCGCGUCUGGACCAGAUCCUGCAGUCCCCCCUGCGGGCCCAGGGCGCCGCCAUCAACGCCCGCAAGCGCCGCACCCGCUCCCUAUCGUCGCGCAGCAAGUACUCCCCGGAGCCGCCGCUGGCGCGGGCCAUCCGCGGGAAACUACCCCGUACCCGCGCCCUGGCGGACACGCCGACCCCCCUGGGGGACGGGGGCAAACGGACCAAACGGCAGCGGUUGGGCCGGGCGCUGGCCAAUGGGAAGAAGCGCCUGGCGGUGGAGACGGACGGCAGUGGGAUGAUGGCGGGGGUGAAGCGGAAACGGAAGCAUAAGGACGAGCUGGCACGGCUCAACGGGCUCACCGAGCAGAUGUCCCUGUUGGAUAACCCGGACAGCCCCUCCCCCUCGACAUCCACCGACGCGCCAUCCGGGCCAUCCAGUCUCCACAUCCCCUUGCUCAACGGCAGCAUCAAGCAUGCCAAAGUGCCGCUGAAGCGCCGCAAGAGUCGCACACUGCUCCCGCGGACGCCUUCCGUCGUGCCUAAGAAGCCGGAAUUGGAUAUGAUUUUCAAGAAGCAUCCGCUCUUGCCGGAGCUGUCCACCCGAGCGGCCGUCGAUCCCGCUGUCUUAAUCCCCGACGACCUUCCUCGCUGCAGUAUUGAGGCGCUGAUCAGCCGCUAUCCGCUGCUGCAGACGCAGUUCAACACCGUGGUCAUCCGCGGCAAGGAGCUGUGCCAUGCCGGUGUCUUCCUGCGUCGCGCUCUCAACUACAGCGUGGUGCAUCGCCGUUUCGCCGCGCUGAUACCCUGUCGACAGCGCAAGAAGGAGGACAAGAAACGCAAUCUGGAAUGCUAUGUGGCGCAGCUGUGGGAGCGCGUCAAAACGGCUGCCACGGUCACCAAUCCGGCCACCCACAACGGACCCGAGCCGGUGAGCCGUCGUCAUCCCGGCAACUGCGGCUACCCCGUCGACCUGGAGAUCCAGUCCUUCGUCCUGUACCGCACCAGCGACUGCAAGAAGGAGAACGAUCCGCGCUGUCCGACGCGCCGCUCCACCGCCGCCAUCGCCCACCACGCCUUCCGCAACGCCCACGGCGACGACGUGGUGCGCCUGCAGGUGGGCAUCCUGCGUAAGAAUCCCAAAGAGAAACUAUCGCACGCCAUGCUCCCGCCCGUCCUGCAGCACGCUCCCAAGACGGAGGGCGUGGUGGGGCCGCACAACAAAGUGGCCUUUGGGCGGGCCCGCUUCCGGCUGGAAUGCUGGAAUCUGAAUGACUAUCUGGUGGUGAACUUCGAGGCGGGCACGCUGCGGCGACCGAAUUGUUGCGCGUUUAAUAUUCGGGAUAUCAAGGAGGGAUUGAGUCUGGAGGUGAAGGACCACUAUGCCAUGAAGGUGGUGAUGAAGAAGCACCCGCCGUCCCAUACUUCCGAGCUGGACUACGUGUACGUGCUCAUCUAUCCGGCGGGCGAGAGCUACCAAGUGUGCGACAUGGCCAUCCUCAGCAACACCUGGCGCCCGGCGGGCGGGCACGUCUGUCUGGUGUGCCGGAUGCGCUGCGACUCGCUGAUCCACCUCAUCCGCCACCUCGAAGGCCUGCAUCCUUCAGUGGGCUGCGAGUACGAUCCGGAGCUGAAGCGGCUGUACGUCUGGUUCGCCCCGGAACGCGAGUUCACGCGGGAUCCCGUGGUGGGCAUGCUGGACCGCUGGGAACUGGCCCGCAGCCGUCGUGCGGUGGGGGUGCUGACGCACUACAAGGAGGCGCUGCCGGUGAUGCGCUGGACGGGGUCCAAGUUCGUUCGGCCGGAGAAUAGAGUGGCCGAUACGCUGCCGGUGUUCAGCAUGCGGAACAUCCUGACGGUGUACGGCGUCCCCAUCACCCCCCUGCGGCACCACCUGCACAGCAACACGGUGCAGCCGAUCCGGCCGGACCGGCUGCACAUGGUGGAGCACGACAGCGACGACGAGGACAACCACUGGCAGGACCAGUACGAGCACGACAAGAUCAACGACUUCAUCGACUGCUCGCCGGCCGAGAAGCAGCUCAUGUGCCAGUGGAACACCUUCACGCGCCCCUUCAACCCCGUCUUCUCCAUCGGGCUCAAGGACCUCCUCUGCCGCUUCGUGCAGCAGCACUGCGCCGGCCUCGACGCCGGCGAGGCCUUCGCGCCGCUCUGCGCGCAAUUGAGCGUGCUGCGCCGCCUGCGCUGCUUGACACAGGAGGAGGUGCUGCAAGUGGUCAAGGUGUGGCGGGCGAUGCAUCGCUGCGACGGCUACGCGUUGGAGAAACUGAAACGCAGUUAAACUGGAUUUUUGGGAGGGGAAAAGACCGCGAAACUAAGUUAAGACAGCACGCUCAACGUUUCUUAUGGCAUUUAUUGCGGAUUUGACAAUCCCGAUAUGUUUUCAGGGAGUUUUGUUAUUUUGUUGAUUUUUUUAAUUCAGACGGGGGUUUUUUGUGUCACACGCACGAUGGUCGUCGGGUGGUUGCGUAUCGUGACAAGUUUUGUGUGCUUUUUUUGUUAGGGAUACCUUUUUUUUGUAAAUUCGGCAUUAGUAUUUUGACCCAAUGCGUAUUUGGCGGAUUACAGUGUUGAUUUGUUGGGAUUCGGUUGUAUUAUAUGGUCCUUUUUUCCGCAGUCAGUGCUUGUCGUCUCUGUUUUUGUACGUUCUUUCUUUUGUUGUAAAUUAUAACAAUAGUACAGAAAAUAGUCAUCGUGUGAUUACUGUUCUCUUUUCUAAAUAAGCGAUUCACGCGUGCAAUGGUUCAGUGCAUUUUUGUCUUGGACAAUAACUGAAGAAAUUAAACGAAGCAUUAAAGAAGU
Molecule: messenger RNA, 3204 nt
Organism: Paramacrobiotus metropolitanus
Lineage: Eukaryota; Metazoa; Tardigrada; Eutardigrada; Parachela; Macrobiotidae
Exons: 6
Coding region: 290-2683 (797 amino acids)
Source: RefSeq, a predicted model, not a curated record